Messenger RNA from Labeo rohita (rohu), 4108 nucleotides. RefSeq names its product myb-like protein V. The transcript is spliced from 2 exons. NCBI's taxonomy places the organism in Eukaryota, Metazoa, Chordata, Actinopteri, Cypriniformes, Cyprinidae. The record is from RefSeq and is a predicted model, not a curated record. The coding region runs from base 734 to 2170 and encodes 478 amino acids.
AUUACCCUAAAUAGAAAAUAAAUUAGUAAAACUUAAGAGUGCGGGGUUACCAAGGAGACAAACUUCCCAUUAAUGCGAUGAAAUGCAGACAUUUGAUGUGUGAAGAUAAAAACAAGUAAUUAUCACAUGAACAAAAUAUAUUAUGCAUUUCCAAUUAAGUUGUCACGUUAGCAAAUGAUCCAAAAAAAUGAAAACGAUGUCCAUGAACAAUUAAUUGGACAUUAUUAAUGCAUAAGUUAAACUAAUGAGAGUUUGAAAAGUGUUUCGGAGGCCAAAACUACUUAUAGCUGCCAUGUUAGUGUUUUUUCGACUUGUUUGUGUGGACAGAGAUGGAAAAAUGUGUCAUGAUAUUGUGUAUGGCGAGUGUGUAUGGUCGCAAUGAUGGAUAUCAACAAUAUCUUCACAUUAGCAGAGCCUCCUCCGUGUUGAUUGGAUGGAUGAUCGGCACGCUCACAUAAACCGUCAAUCAGCUGGUCGCCAUGGAAACAGAUAGGCGCGUAACGUGCUGUGUGUCUGCUCAAGUCUCUGAGCGCGGCGGAUCUAUGAGGGGAUUUAUAACCGCUCUUUGAAUCUCAUCGCCCUAGACAACCGUGAAAAUAGUUUGUCGUGCUCUUCACUUCACAGCAUCUCCACAUCUUUAAGCUGACAGUAUGUAAGCGAAGAAAAUGCUUGUGUAACUGAUCAAGAAUUGCCAUUGUGGACUAUUAUUGACUUUGGUACCGUUUGACUAACCAUGUCCACACAAGAGACAGAAUUACCCGACAGUCAGGAGAGGGUGGGUUUGAAGAGAAAACUGACAGGUCCACCGAGACUUUUGCUGGGGAAGUCGAAAUCAAGGGAGAAACUGGAAGGUAAAUCUCAGAGAAGGCAAAGACAAGCUACAAGUUCUGAUGGCACAGUGGAGAAUACUGAACAAGAAAACAAUGAUGGAAAUGAAUCCACCCUUACUACCCACCACAGCCCUGAAAAACCCUCAGAAGAGAAGGAAACACAGCCAGGUGUUCCAGAAGAUACCUCAGGAAUUCUUGUAACAUUGGAGGAGAGUGAAAGCAAAGAUGAAAACAUGGAAAGUAAAACCAAAAUGAUCAGAAGCACUUCAAAAACAUCCAUUAAAAGGACGUUUUCCUCACUCCUCAGGUGUGGAAAGAGGAAGGAAUCAGAGGUAACAGAAAACAAAACUCUGAAUCCUCAAAAAACAAAGAAAAACAGAAACAAAGCUCAACACAAUAUGUGUAACUCCACGGAUGAGAAUAAACUGAGUGCUGCCAACAAGGAAGUUCCUAAUGGGAAAAAUAAAACUAGGGCUUUUUUCACAGUAUGGCCCAUUUCUAAGAGAUCUACCACAUCCAGUGUCAAUCUAGGAAGGGGAUAUAGAGAGCAAGAUAAUAGCAUGGCACCAACAGGUUUGACAUUCAAAAAGAUCUACCGCAUCUUUCCGAGAAGGAAGAAAGCACCUCCUAUUGAUCAGUUUGAGUGUAAUGCUCCCAGUGAAUCACAAACAGAAGUAGCUGAUCAACUGAAUCAAUCACCUGCAGCUGCUUUGAACAUUUCCAGUAUUGAGAAAGAAGAGAAUCAAAAGGAGGAACAACACAUAAAAGCAGAAAGCCUUCCAGAGACAUUUACAUUCAGUGCGGAGGUCAGCGUUAACACAAAUAUUGUGUCUGACCACAAGGAUGAUAAGGAAAUACGUCCUGACCAAGAUGUUAGUUUAAAUGAAGACGAAAACCAGGUGUUAAAAUCUGGACUGGAUUCUGAGGUUCUGCCAUCAUGUUGCAGGGGCCGUACUUUCGACUCUGAGUUUCCAGGCACAUCCUCAGGUGGUGAUCUGGUAGUCUUAAUUGAGAAGCCUGUUAAACAUGAUGUCAGAUGCAGGCCAGUGAUUACUAUAGAGCAAGCAUAUUCAUCAGAGGAAGAGAACGUGAAUGAGAUACCUCAGUUUGAUGGUCUUACAGUGAAUGGGUCUUGGCAACAUUUAAGAAUAAACAGCCUAACAAACAACACACUACAUCCUUCUGACCUAAAUGUGUCACCUGAACCAGACCACAGCCGUUGUAAUGAGACCUUACUGGUUCAGACGGCAAUUUCAAUGGUGCAAGCAGCCAUACGUGGCGCUGUGGAGCAACUAACGAUUGAGCAGCAGCAGAAUCAGAUAAGUUUGGACCAUGCGUAAACACACAUAUUCAUAUUCUUUAUUCAGCAAAUGGUUUCAUGUUUCUGUAAGAUGGUAUAAAUAAAGCUUUUGCGUAAAAAAGCGAAGAGGAAUUUCAUGUGAUUUAAAUGUCAGAUGACAUUUCAGUGUGUAUAAACAUUGUAAUCUUUAAAUUGUUGAUGUUAGAUUGUGGAAAAGCUUGUAAUUACAUGUAAUUUUAAUGCUGUAAAUUUGUACUUGCAUGAUUAACCUUGUCAUAUAUUCAUUAAAAGAUUAGUUCACUUCCAGAAUAAAAGUUUCCUGAUAAUUAGCUCACCCCUCAUGCUAUCCAAGAUGUUCAUGUCUUUCUUUUCUCAGUCGAAAUGAAAUAAAAAUAUACUUUUUAACCACAAAUGCUCAUCUUGCACUAGCUCUGUAAUGCCAUCUGUGAGUUCACACAUUACGUAAUCACUUUGGAAAGAUCACACGCAGUUAGGUCUUCGUCGGUGUACUCUGGUUCAAAAAGGUAGGGUAGGGUGAAAAACUCCAUCUCAUUUUCUCCUCCAAUUUAAAAAUCAUCCAACGUUGUUUUACCUUUUUUGUAAAGGAGAUUUGACUUUCUUUGCACAUUUGCUUUGUAAACACUGGGUCAGUACUUCAAUCUGGGUCAUUCCAUGAAAUCGGUGCCUUUUCCACUUGGAAAAAUUUUAAAAUAAAAUGUUUAAUCAAUAUUUUUUAAAUACCCAUGAAAUGAAGACACUUUAAAACAACAAAGAAAUGUACUGUGCUAUCUCAAGCUAUGUUAUUUUAUAACUAUUUUUUCUACCUCAUGUUUUGGUAUUUUUGUCAACCCUGUUACCGACACAAGCAUUUCUAGAUUCUAUAGUUUAUUUAAAACUCAUACGCUACUGAAUGAUAUAGCUCAUUAGCUCAAUAAUAUACCGAGGGUGACCUCUAAAAUGUUUUAAGUUUUAGUUUAAAAAAUUUUAUACAGACAGUUUCUAAAAACAGGGUCAAACCUAAUCAGUCAUCCCUGUUACCCACAUAUCAAGACCUGUUACUCUAAAAAUUAACAGGUUUGACAAUUUCAAACAAAUUCGCUAAUUGCUAGCUAAUAGUCAAGUUCACAAAAGCACAUAUUGUACACUUUGAAAGGAUUUUACUAUAUUGAUUAUAUUAAAUGUAAGAAAUAAUUGUUAAAUUUACAUUUUAAAAAUGGUAAAAGGACUGACAUUGCCUCAUCCCCUUUUAGUCAAGUUUCAUACAUGUUAAAAAUAGAACAUUAUAGAGGAGUGAGAGAAACAUGUUUGUGUUUUAAGUGUUGGAAUCCUUGUUGAGGAAUGAUGUAGCCUCCAAGUGAUGUCACUUAAAUGUACAUUAUUUACAAGGGGUUUUUUUGAUGAUGGUAACAGGGCUGACAUGAAAUCAGGGGACACCAAUAAAAUGAUUUGUAUUUUAUAGAGAAAAUGCAUACUUGUGCAAAAAACAUUGGAUAACAAUGAGACUAUAUUUAAAACAACAAUUUGUAAAUGUGAUUUUUAUAUAAUUUUGCCUUUAUUUUGCUAAUUAAAAGUCCGAAAAAGAAAAAUCAUAGUGAGGGACAAGCCCAAAACCUUACCCUUACCGGCAUAAAUGCUAUUUAAAAGAUUACCAUUAACAUUUAAUUUACUUUUUUAUGCAAUAUUAAUGAAAGCAAAUGCAGUAUUGUUAUGUUUUUAAGGUGCACAUUUAUUUGUUGUUAUAUUAAAUCUAUGUUUGAUUUUUUUUUAGGGACCAAAAAGCAUGAUUUUGUGGAAUGACCCAUCUAUGUCACGCUUGACCUUUUCAAUGUGACUAGGUAAUACGUGAAGUCAAACUAGUACAGGACGAGCACUUGUGGUUAAAAAGUAUAGAAAUUUUCAUUUAGGAUAAGACCCUUAUGGAUAAAAUAUGGAUAAAAAUCCUAAAUUGUUUCCCUAAGAAGCCUUAAUUUCUUUUCGA